AUGUCGGCACUGGAUGAUGACGGAGAAAUGGAUGAUGGUACGAGUGAUGAAACCGAUGAAGAUAGUUCAGAGGACGAAGACGCUGGCAAGUCGACGUAUGAAAAGAGAGAGAAGAAAUUGAAGAAAAUGCGGGAUGAAGUGGAAGCCAAGAUGAGCAAAAAGGCCAAGGAAGAACGAGAAUCCGAAGCCAAACGACUCGAAUUGCUGGCCGAAGCGGACGAUGAAGAUGGUCCUUCCUUAUUGAGACGAAAACGAGCAGACAGUGAUGAAAUGGACAAACCCAAGACGGAUCUGUUGGCCCAUCUCACGGCUCGCGCCACUCCACCACACGACUUUUCCGCUCGAUUCAAAACGACAAUGUCCGGUCAGCGACUCUUUCCACCCCCCGAUCUCGUCAGUUGGGCGCCUUCCAAAGAUGCCUGUAGUCCCGACGAUGGAGCACUCACGCUGGAACUCGAAAAAUUCAAUGUCACACAGGCAAACAAUGGCAUGGGCAACAACACCAUUCUAAUCAAAUGCAUGGCACCGGAAGAUUCCAGGCGAUUCAGUAUCAACAUUGCCGGCCCAGAUCACGACGAUUUUCACUCGGUCCUCUUUCAUUUCAAUCCACGACAACGCCAACGUGGUGGCCAGCUGGUAUUGAACAACAAACAAGAAGGAAUUUGGGGCACGGCCGUCAAUGUCCCGCUCAACCGAGUUCCACUCAUGUUUGGACAACCGGCAUUUACUCUGAUUAUUCAAAUCAAUGGAGAAGGAUUUGAUGUCUUUGUCAAUGACGAAAAGAGUCACAUUGCAAGAUUGGAACAUCGGAGGGCAUUGCCCACUGGAAACAUGUCCUUGUUUUUGAACUUUCCUGCCACCGAUGAUUACAACAAACCGGAGAACUGGGUAGUGUACAAGGUUUGGUGGGGCAACAAACCUCCUCUCGCCAGGCCCGAUCUCGUGGGGCUUCCUGGAUUCAAGAGCUUUAGCUCGUUGCACCCGAGAAAACUCUUUAUUAGCAAACUGAAAAAGGUUCGAAAGGAUACCGACGUGGACAUGCGACGGGCCGAAUUCGAACGAGCGUUUCGCAAAUACGGAGGUGCUCGAGGUGUCACUGUCAUUGUGCCAAAGAAUCAAACGUUUUGCUUUGUCGAGUUUGAUUCCGAGCGAAUGGCCGACUUGGCACUGGAGGAAAUGUCCUCGCAGUACAAGAUUAACCGGGCGCGACGCACCAAGCACGAAGCCUUGGAAGACGAACGGGUGGCAAACCAAAAGAAAAAGGAGCACAAGAGUAAAAGUGGAUGGGAUUAG
This is a messenger RNA of Seminavis robusta, 1293 nucleotides long. The record is from the annotation of a GenBank genome assembly. Lineage: Eukaryota; Bacillariophyta; Bacillariophyceae; Naviculales; Naviculaceae.